Messenger RNA from Symbiodinium sp. CCMP2456, 1272 nucleotides. NCBI's taxonomy places the organism in Eukaryota, Dinophyceae, Suessiales, Symbiodiniaceae. The record is from the annotation of a GenBank genome assembly.
AUGACUUUUCGUCUGCUCCGGGCGGCCCGCUUUGCUGGCCGGACGAGCGCCGUCCGGUGGAGUGCACUGGCGGUGACAGCCGGAUCAGCAUCCCUGCUGAAGAAGCCCUCCUAUGCUCCAGCGUCCUGCCAGGGAGAGAAGCCUUGGGAGCAACUGCGAGCCGUGCUGCCCGACAGUGAGCCAGGGUUGGCAGUAGAACUCGCUUGCUGCGCGUCAAUGGCACGGACGAUUGAUGCAGAUGUGGUUCAUGGAUUCAUCACCCUGCAUGAUUUGGAAGGCUUGCGAGCAUUCGCACCACUCCACUUUGACUGGUCUCAGCCUCUGGGGGAAGACCAACUACCGGCGCUCGUUUACUUGGUUGCCCCUGAAACCCUGUGUCAGCCAGCUGCUCAACACAAUCAUAACCUCGAGAUGGUGGAAUGGCUCCUGAAGGUCGGAGCUGAUCCGCAACAGAGGGUCAGGGACGAUGUCGAAAAAAUAUACGGGCUUCAAAAACGGAGCAACCCAGAAGAAACGAAGAUCUCGUUCAACUGUCGUGGGCAAUCAGCCCUUUCACUGUGUUUUGCAUGGCUUCGGGAAAUGCAAAAGUGCCGGGGUAAUGCGGAGUGGACAACGGAAGAGCAAUACCUGAAACAACUCCUUCCUCUGUUUUCGCGCUCAUCCUCCCACGAGACCCGCCACGGUACAGACGUUGCCGUGCCUCAGAGUAUCGUAGACUUGUGGGAGUCCAUGCGGGACUUGACCGCCUCGCACAACGUGAUCUUCGAGAGUUCAGACGGAGAGGUGGCGGCGAACGAGCACAUCCUCACCGUUGCUUCUCCGGUCUUGAAGGCGAUGCUGGAGUCUGCAAUGACGGAGGGCACGAGCAGGCGCAUUCAAGUCAAGGAUUCCCCGUCCUCCGGCAUCUCGCUCUUCCUGGAUGUUCUGUACACGAGCUCCACCCGCGAAGACCCCGACCAUAAGACCGUUCUUGCUGCCGUGGACUUGGCGCACCGCUGGCAGGUGCAUAGCGUUGUGCAGAUCUUAUGCACUGCACUGCAUGGCAUGAUCGAUGCCAACAGCUUCGUGGCUAUCGCAGAGGCUGCAGUGCUGAAGGGUCUGGAGACGCUGGUGAGAGCAUGUGCCUCCUUCGGCUCCACAGAUGAGCAGGUGCAGGCGAUGCUCAAGAAAGGCGAUCUCCCGGUGGCUGUUCGGAAGCUGUUGAGGAAGCCUGAGCAUGACGGUGCUGACGAGAGAGAGCUCAAGAAGCGGCGGCGGUUCCGGCCUUCAUGA